Molecule: messenger RNA, 764 nt
Organism: Nymphalis io (European peacock)
Lineage: Eukaryota; Metazoa; Arthropoda; Insecta; Lepidoptera; Nymphalidae
Gene: snRNP-U1-C
Product: U1 small nuclear ribonucleoprotein C
Exons: 1
Coding region: 160-654 (164 amino acids)
Biological process (GO): spliceosomal snRNP assembly; mRNA splicing, via spliceosome; mRNA 5'-splice site recognition
Cellular component (GO): U1 snRNP; nucleus
Molecular function (GO): pre-mRNA 5'-splice site binding; zinc ion binding
Source: RefSeq, a predicted model, not a curated record
UUUGACAUUUAGUUUUGAUAUACUUGUGAUCAACAAAGGAUAAUAUUAAGUAGGCACCUAAAUAUCUUUUAGAGCCUUAAACCUUCAAUUCUAAAAAUAUAAGUAUAUAUAUAACUGACGUAGAUACACACAACUUUAAAAUCACUUUAAAAAAAAAUCAUGCCUAAGUAUUACUGCGACUAUUGUGAUACAUAUUUGACGCAUGAUUCCCCGAGUGUAAGAAAAACUCAUUGUACUGGAAGAAAACACAAGGAUAACGUUAAAUUUUACUAUCAGAAAUGGAUGGAAGAACAAGCGCAAAACCUUAUUGACGCUACGACAGCCGCAUUUAAAGCUGGUAAAAUUGCACAAAAUCCAUUUGGAAAUAAAGGUGCUGCUAUUCCACCUCCCUGGGACCCUUCCGUUAUGGGUCCAGGAGGACCAAGGCCACCAGUACCAACACCUGGUGGCCCACCUGGCAUGAUACCACCACCAUCUAUGGGUCCUGGUGGGCCUAUGGCUCCACCUAUGAUGAUGGGUCCACAUGGUCCUAUGCCUCCAAUGAUGGGUAUGAGGCCACCAAUGAUGGGUCCACUCAUGGGCCCAAUGGGCCCGAUGGGCCCCAUGGGACAGAUGCGACCACCUUUAAUGAAUGGACCUUCUAUGAUUAAAUAACAUAAGGUGAAAGUUUCAGACAAUGAGUGCGAGGAGGGACUGUUUAAAGUUGAAAUAUAGUAUGAUUGUAAGUUUCAUAUACUUGUGUCAAAUAAAUAAAUAAUUAUAAA